Molecule: messenger RNA, 351 nt
Organism: Aspergillus saccharolyticus JOP 1030-1
Lineage: Eukaryota; Fungi; Ascomycota; Eurotiomycetes; Eurotiales; Aspergillaceae
Exons: 2
Coding region: 1-351 (116 amino acids)
Source: RefSeq, a predicted model, not a curated record
AUGGCCUCUGACGACUCUAACCCGGGCACCCGCACCCCGACCAACAAGCUCCCAACCCACAUUCCUCACUUUGACGGAUCCGAACUAUCCCCACCGGGCUCUCAACCCCAGAGCAGCGUCUUUGAAGGUCCCGGAAAGUCUUACGGCCCCGGCGGGCCAAUCGCUUCGCCAUUGGGAGCCCAGGCUCUUCUCCCGCAGGGCGAUCAGCAAGCACCAUCGGUGGCGUCAUGGAUGACCAAGCGAGCUGAAGAGGAAUAUCAACGAGCACUUGAGUUUAUCGUCGAUCAGGACUUCAGCUUGGAGGAGUUCGGCGACCCGUUUGAUGACAGCGAUAUGAAGGAGGGAGCUUGA